This is a messenger RNA of Gryllus bimaculatus (two-spotted cricket), 711 nucleotides long. The record is from the annotation of a GenBank genome assembly. NCBI's taxonomy places the organism in Eukaryota, Metazoa, Arthropoda, Insecta, Orthoptera, Gryllidae.
CUUUUCCUGCUGCACUUGGACGACAUUUUGCCCAAUGUCGUCAAAAGAGGAGGAUCGUCCACCAAUGCACCUAUCGGAUGCUCCACGAUCGUUUGCAACCGCCCCGGCGAGGAGCUGCUGGGCCACACGGAGGACGCGCUGUCGCCGACGCUGAACCACUUCUACCUGGUGUCGGCGCACGUGCUGCCCGAGCCGGGGCUGCCGCAGGGCCGCUGGAAAGACGCGGAGGAGCGCUUCACCUCGCUGUGCUACGCGGGCAUUCUGCCCGGCUUCACCAUGAGCUACAACCACCACGGCCUGGUCUACUCCAUCAACGUCGUCUCGGCCGCCACGCUCGUCGCCGGCAAGACGCUGCCCGAAAUAAAAGGCAGCAUGAUGGAGAGUAGUGAUUGCCGUCAUAAAGCAAUUAGUGCUCAUGGAGAACCAGAAAAUUAUGGAAGUAUUGUUAAUAUGCUGGGAGAUCAGACGGAUCCAAAGUUCACAGUCUUUCAAGAUAAAACGGACCAUGUGACUACUCUGGCUGUUGGCAUUUUUGAUUGUGUUAAGAGAACAUGGAGUAUUUAUUCAGACAAUCCAAAGAAAACUGAACCUAUUGUUGUUCUACCUAUUCAGCUGAAAACAGACAAGAAAAGAGGCAGUGCUUCUAUGAGAAGAGUAAAUCUGAAGAAACAUCAGGCAACAAUGUUUCCAAUUUGUGUUCAGUGGAAAUAG